AUGCAGGUACAAAUAUCCUUUCUGCUGCUGCCUCUGAACAUUGUCCAUGGUGGUGAUGGGUUUUUUUCUGAACGAUACCAAAAACAAGCCAGCAUGAAGGGGCCACAUUUCUUACCAUUUAACGUAAAACAGCAGGGUUUACAGAGAAGGGGAGAACAAGGACCUCCUGGUCUGCCAGGUCCUGCUGGUCCAAGAGGACAACCAGGCCCAGCAGGGCCACCAGGCUAUGGAAGUCCAGGUCCUCAAGGUCCACCUGGCCCCCCAGGUCCACCCGGAUUUUCUGCUGUUGGAAAGCCAGGCUUACCAGGUAUACCAGGAAAACCAGGGGAGAGAGGAUUAAAUGGUGAAAAAGGAAAUAUUGGACCUUCUGGUCUCCCAGGAUCAAGAGGGCCACAGGGGCCUCCUGGAAUUCCUGGUCCUGCUGGAAUCUCUGUUGCUGGCAAGACAGGAGAACAAGGGCCACCAGGAGCACAAGGGCCACGGGGUGUCCCUGGAGAAAAGGGAGAGACAGGUAUUCCUGGUAUAAACGGACUAAAGGGAGAAAAUGGAUAUGGAGUUCCAGGUCGCCCAGGUGACAGAGGGCUCCCAGGUCCCCAGGGCCCCCCAGGUUCCCCUGGACUUGCUGGGAUAGGGAAGCCUGGUGAAAAUGGGUUUCCAGGUCAGCCAGGUGUGAAAGGUGAUCGGGGUUUACCAGGUGCACCAGGACCAGCAGGCAUCCCAGGUUCCCAAGGUCUUCCUGGGGAACCUGGAGCAGCAGGAAUUGGAAAGCCUGGAGCAAAUGGGCCCCCAGGAUUGCCAGGGAUUCCUGGAGCAAAAGGACUACCUGGACCCACAGGCAUGCCUGGAUCCCCAGGUCUUCCAGGGUUUGGAAAGCCAGGUUUGCCAGGGAUGAAAGGACAUAGAGGACCUGAAGGCCUUCCUGGUGUUCCAGGAAUCAAAGGAGAUGAAGGCCCAGCUGGAGUUCCAGGAGAAUCAGGGCCAUCUGGACCACCUGGAAAUAUGGGUCCUCAAGGACUUAGAGGAAUACCAGGUGAAAAUGGCCUACCUGGGCCUAAAGGUGAAGCAGGACCUGCAGGCCUUGCAGGAUACCCAGGAGCUAAAGGUGACAGAGGACUACCAGGAUUAGAGGGAAAACCAGGAUACCCAGGGGAGCAGGGUCUUGCUGGUCCUAAAGGACCUCCAGGUUUACCAGGCCCGAAAGGGGACAAUGGUCAUGCAGGGCCACCUGGCCUACCUGGUCCAAUGGGUGUACCAGGACUUAAAGGAGGACCAGGAUUUAAUGGUGAGCCAGGCCCAAGAGGACCUUCUGGAAUACCUGGUAUAAGAGGUCCAAUUGGACCACCAGGCAUUCCAGGUUUUCCAGGCACUAAAGGGGAGCCAGGGGCACCAGGAUUACCAGGUCCAGCUGGCAUUGCUACAAAAGGCUUAAAUGGACCCAUGGGGCCACCUGGGCUCCCAGGCCCAAGAGGCAACAAUGGAGGGCCUGGAUUACCAGGCCCUCCGGGUCCACCUGGUCCUCCUGGUCAAGCAAUACUCCCACAGAUGCCAGACGGUUAUAUAAAAGCCGGAGAGAGUCAAGGCCUCACAGGAAUGCCUCUUAUGAAAGCAGGUAACCAAGGUCUAACUGGAAUUCCAGUAUCAGCUUUCUCUGCCAUUCUCUCCAAAGCCUACCCUGGGGCCACUUUGCCCAUCAAAUUUGAUAAAAUCUUGUACAACCGACAGCAACAUUAUGACCCCAGAACAGGAAUCUUUACAUGCAGGAUCCCAGGACUUUACUAUUUUUCUUACCAUGUACAUGUAAAAGGAACAAAUGUUUGGGUCGCACUCUACAAAAAUGGCUCACCAAUCAUGUACACCUAUGAUGAGUACAAGAAAGGAUACCUUGACCAAGCUUCUGGAAGUGCUGUCAUUGAUCUCAUGGAAAACGAUCAAGUCUGGUUGCAGUUGCCCAGUGCAGAAUCUAAUGGCUUGUAUUCCUCUGAUUACGUUCACUCCUCUUUCUCAGGAUUCUUGUUUGCUCAUAUGUGAUAGUAUCCCACCUUAGCCGUACCAAUAUUGUCUCUUUCAGACAAUUUUAAUUGGACUAUGAUGUGACACAUAUGACUGGACAUACAAAUUAUUUGCAACAAAGAGGAAGUGAGGAUGAUAGGGUAGGGGAGUUUGUUUCAAAAUUAAGAUUCAGAGUAACUUUGUGUGUUUCUGGAAGCCUGUCAGAGAUUUAUUUGCAAAAAUUUUGUAGUAAGGGCAAGUCAGCUGUCCUGCUGAAUACAACAUUAAACAUUAUGGUAAUACAUGAUGCAGCUCUUCUCCAUUUUACAAUUUCUUAAUUAGUAUUUCUAAGUUGAUUUUAUAUUUUAAAUGUACUCUUAAGCCUUCAAAAAGUAAUCAUUCCAGAUUACUACAUAUUUAACUCACUGAAAGAAAGACAUUAUUUUAAAUUAAUCAGUCACAGAAGUUUAGUGUGUUCAUAGCAAUGUUCAAGAGAUUGCUUUUAGAAAAAGAGAACACUAAUUUACUUUGUUAUAACAACAAUAGACAUGUUUAUGAAGUUUCAUCAACUUAAAAAAAUAUGUUUCCAAAGAUUUUAAGCAUAACAAAGGAUUUUAUAUUUUACUAGGUACCGAUUUCGCUGGAGGGAUCUCUUAAAACUAGUUCAUCAAAUAGAAGUAAAAAAAGAGAAACUCAUUUUUUCAGCUAUCUGCAAGAAAAGGGUGUUGUCCCUUUAAGGGCUCUCUUCAACAUGGGGGUGAAGGGAAAAGGUUAUAGGGAUGGACAGAAAGGACAGGAACGCUUUGGAAGCAAGUUUUUUUGUAUUAUAGUAAUUAAAUUAAAAUGUCUAUUUUAGAUAAGGGUCGUCUUUUGAAGGAUUUAUUUAAAAAAAACUAUACAUCUGAAAAGCCAAGCAUUUAAGGUUAAAGAUGAAUACUCAGAUUGUG
This is a messenger RNA of Dermochelys coriacea (leatherback sea turtle), 2936 nucleotides long. RefSeq names its product collagen type X alpha 1 chain (gene COL10A1). The record is from RefSeq and is a predicted model, not a curated record. Gene Ontology annotation, molecular function: protein binding. Lineage: Eukaryota; Metazoa; Chordata; Testudines; Dermochelyidae.